AUGACACGUCUGAAACGCGCUGUCGAUAAUACAAAGUCUCAAAUUCUACGAGAGCACGCUCUCGGUGCCAUUGCCAGCAUUCUCAGACACCCUGGUGAGUUCAUUUUUUUUCUCUCUCUCUGGCCCGUGUUUCUGUCCCAGAGUUGAAAUAUUCACGUUUAUCUGUAAACAAAAAGUGCCUCGUGUUGUAUACUGACUGAUUCGAGCCCAGGAUGUGCUUUCUCCGUAAGUUGGUCGCUGGAAACGCCAUUCUUCGGUGCUCAGGUUUUGCAUUGUUGACGUCUCUCGUUGGCCUCUUGUUGGCGGCUGCUACAAUGCCCUCUUGUCUGAACCGUGGCAAUUUCAAUCUUCUCGGCAGACGCCCGUUUGACACCCUCCAACAGCGUGGCCACUCCUCCGGAGCUGAAUCUGUAUUGAGCGUUGCGAACAUAUUGAUUAAAUCGGUCUAUUCAAGAGCUUUGAUGUCCGGGGGCGUUGGGUUCUGCCACUUCACCCUAUCCUCUGAAGGCGGCCGAAGUGGAAGCGGUUCGACUCCGUCAUUUUCCAAGUUCCCGUUCCGUAGAGCAGUUUUGUCAGGGCGACGGUGAUACUGCUUGCCUUUCGCAACCUUAUCGUUGAUUUCGAUGUUUCUAGAGAUAGCGUUUUCCAGAGAAGAAUUGGUUCACGGCGGUGGACCGUCCCGCCGACAGUGACUAAGCGCUUCGCAUAUCCCGCAGUUGCUUCUAGCUCUGAUGUUUAGGUCAGUAUAUUUUAAGAGUAAUAGGCAAUGCCUUUGAAAACCCUAUUGUAAACUGUACAUGCAAUAUUUCACUUUAAAUAAAUAUGGUACUGAAAUGUUGUCAGUAAUAUAUGCAUCUAACAUAAUAUUUUCCGUGGAAAUGUAGAACCAAAACUUGAGAACAGAUGAUUUCAGUAAAAUGUUAUGAAAGUCAUCCGCAUCAGCGGUAUGAGUAUGCAAGGCUUUGGUUUAGCACCACAGAGCUGUUCUGUCCAGACAAUCGAUAGUGUCCAAGCAAAUAUGCAUCGAGUCUUUGCUUGAACGUCUCCGUGGUAUCCGCCAUUAUUACGUCCUCGGGAAGCCCGUUCCAGGCACCGACGACUCGCUGUGAAAAACAGUAUUUGCGAACAUCCAGGCGGCACCGGGAUCCUCUAAGUUUUAGAGAGUUCCCAUGCAGGUUUGUUGUUGCGGCCAGGGUGAGGAAAUCGUCGGGGUUUAGGGCACAUUCCCGGUUCCUCAAUAUCCGAUAGGCCUGUAUGAGAUCCCCUCGAACCUGCCUGUACUCAAGAGGAAAAAGUUUAAGUUCCCUAAGUCGGCAGUUGUAAGGUAAAGUCCUGAGGCCUUUUACAAUUUUCGUUGCUCUCCUCUGAACUCUUUCGAGCAACUUAUAGUCUUUAUUUAGCCACGGGCGCCACGCUUGGAUUCCAUAUUCCAAAUGCGAACGAAUGAACGCUCCGUAUACUUUUCCAAAUAACUCUUUGUCUAUGUCCACGAAAGAUCGUUUAAUGGCAAAGAGAACACUAUUUGCUCUUUUGGACGCCCUAACACACUGAGAUGAAGGCUUAAGGGUCGACAAAAUGUUAAUCCCAAGAUCUUUUUGUUCGAUUACAUUUGAGAGGCACCUUCCACCAAGUUGGUAAUGGUGAUCCUCUCCGUCAGCUCUUCCAGUCGUUUUGAGUCGCAGCGCGACGCACUUCUCAAGGUUAAACUUUAGCAGCCAUUUGUCCGACCAUUCGCAUAGGCGGUUCAGUCCUUCUUGCAGGGCCCGUUCAUCAUGUUCGCCGUUGAUCGCUCGCCAUAACUUGAUGUCGUCAGCAAACAUGACUCCAUUGCAGUCCAGUCCAUUCAUACAGUCGUUGACAUAAAUUAAAAAUAGUACUGGUCCGAGUACGGAGCCCUGCGGAACUCCACUCGCAACUGGCACUGGCGUUGACUUCGUAUUACCAAUACACACAGACUGUGAUCGACCAGUCAGAAAGUCCUUUAUCCAGUUUAAUAGGUUUCCUCUUAUCCCUGAUUCUCGGACCUUGUAAAGUAACCGGUGGUGUGGAACACUAUCAAAGGCUUUCUUGAAAUCUAUGUACACGAUAUCGACCUUUGUUCCUGCGUCUAACGAGCGAGACCACUGUUCCGUUGAAUGAAGCAUAUUAGUUAGGCAGGAGUGAUUUCUUCGAAAGCCGUGCUGAGAACUAGCAAAGAAAUUAUUUUCUGCCAGGAACUUCAUUAUGGAUUUUUUGACUAUUCUCUCCAUGACUUUGCAACAAAUGCACGUUAGGCUCACCGUCCGAUAAUUGUUUGUACUUGUUCUGGAUCCCCCCUUGUGAAUGGGGUAUAUGUUGGCCACUUUCCAAUCAGAGGGGAGAAUGCCUCGGUCAAAGGACGACCUAAAGAUGUGCCAAAGCGGUUUGGCGAGUUCGCAAGCCAACGCCUUCAGGACUUUUGCCGGAAUUUGGUCUGGGCCCGGAGACUUGCCCUCCUGAAGCGCUAGAAGUUCCUUCCUCACAUCUUCUUCCGUGAAGUCGAUGUUUUCUAUUACUUCGUCGGUUGUCCCAGCAGGAGAUCCAGCCUCGUCAAAGUCCGUUUCAUCAGUGAAAACCGAUACGAAAAACCGGCUUAGAUGUUCUGCCUUAGCGUCAUUUUCGAUGAUAUCCUCAUCGUUUUCUCCUUUCAACACUGCGACCGUCUCCUUGUUCUUUAACUUACUGUUUAUGUAGCUGAAGAGCACUUUUGGCUUAUCGACGGCCCGUUCCAUAACUCGCAUUUCAUACUCCUUCCGCGACCUGCGGAUAGCCCCCCUUACCUCGUUUCGCUUUCGACGAAAUUGCUCGUAAUGGGAUGGUUGUUUUGUUGUUGCAUACCUUCGCCAUAGUUUGUUCGUCCGGUUUACUUCUUUCUUUAUAUCCCGCGUUAUCCAGGCAGGACGAUUAUUCUUUUUGACUCUUUUUGUCGGACAGUUUUGAUGCAUGAUGUCUGUUACAACUCCUUUGAAAUUGAUCCAAUCAACGUCUGGAUGUCCGGAAAGAAAGUCAUCCCAGUCCACUACCGAUAAUUCCCUUCUCAUGGCGGCAAAAUCUCCUCGCCAGAAAUUCAGUCUAGGCUCAGUCGUAUUCGCUUGUUGGCUGCAUAGGCGGUAUUCCCAAAGCAGCAUGACAUGGUCACUCUUACCGAGCGGUGUUAUGGACCUAAGUUCGCCAGGGACAAUCGGGUCUUUUGUAAGGACGAGGUCCAGACAAUUCGCUCUUUGGUCCUCUCUGAUUCUGGUUGGGAACGCGACGUUUUGUACCAGAAAGAGAUUAGCCGUUAGCUUCAAGAGCCUGGAAUCGAAGGAAUUUCGCGAGCCAUUUACUAACAAAUUGUUCCAGUCGACCAUGGGUGCGUUGAAAUCCCCGGUUAUCAGUACCUCUUGGUUUUGUGACACCUCUUUAAUUAGCCCAAACAUCGCAUCGUCAACCUCAUCAGUUUGAUUGGGCGGCCUGUAUACGGUCAGGAAAUUCAAAUUGGGUGCGCCACGCAUCCUCAGUUUUAACCACAUUGCUUCCCAGUCGCCGGAGCAAUCGGUUUUGUGUUCCGACGCGAUGAUUCCUCUCUUGAUGUAGACCGCUAUUCCUCCUCCUUUUCUAUGCAGUCUGUCCCGGCGAAAAAGUUGGUAUCCCUCAAGUUUUAUUUCGGCAUCCAAGACUUCGGUCUGGAACCAAGUCUCUGUGAUAGAAAUGACAUCCGGCUGCGUAUCUACUAUCCAUACUUUCAGCUCAUCUAGCUUAUGAAACAAACUCUGAGCAUUUGCAUAAAGAAAGCGGAGCUUAGACCGGGCAGAUUCCCGAACGAUUCUUGGGCCGAAGUUGCUGGAUACUUCGCGCGGGUUUUCGGGUCUAUCGUCCUCUUCCGAGUCUACUGCUGUUUGAUUGGACUGGAUGUUAGUGUGUUGUCCGUCGUUUUCUCUGAUCGGUUUGUCAGAUAGGGGCGUUCUUUCCUUAUUAUCUGGUUGUUCAUUAUGCUCAGUGUAAUUGGUUGUUUCCAGAGGAAUGAGCUCCGAACAUUUACGAUUUUGCCAUUCAUUAUUCUUCGGUUUUUCUCGCCGGAAUUGUAUCUUCUGAGGAGUUCGGCCUUGAGUUCCCUCCAUUUCUCCCGUUCGGCCGGUGAGAAAUCCCGCUGAAAAAAAAUUGUUGGGUGGGCAUUUCGCAAUGCUGGUUUCCUAUUCAGCAGUAAUAGUGCUUGUUCCUCACUUUCGAGAAUAAUUUUUAAUGGUCUGUGAUGGCCCGACUCGCCCUCCAAAUCCUUAAUGGGUCCUAUCCUGAAAGCUUUCAAUACGGUGAUGUUCUCGUUCUCUUGUAAUAGGGAUUUGAGGUAUUGCUGGAAUAAUUAUAUAUCGUGGCUUAUUCUGUUGUUUGGGAUGUCUGAAGAAGACUCAGGCAUACCCUUUACGAUGAUGCAUUUAUUGCGAUCAAUAGGGCGCUGUCGUUUGUUUUUAUACGCACAGUUGGCAUCGCGAAAGUUUUUGUUGUCAUCAAUGUCCCCUUCAGAGACAGUUGUCAUGGUAUAGCUACCGCAGGGUUCCUCGUUUAUCGAGGCUUCCUAGUCAUGUGGCACCUCUUGCGUCAGUGAGGCAUCUUGUCUUCUGUGUGGACUCUGCUCUCCACUGGUGGUGCUCUGACAUACUUGAUCUUUUUGGGAUGCUUUGAGACGUCUCCUGGUUUUUUGUGAUGCCCUUCGGUUAUUUUGCGCUCGCACAUGAGAUAGGGUCUCGGUUGCAAUGGUGGCGCAUUCCAAGGCGCGUGUAUGUUAAGCCUCCGCUGCACGACAGCUGUAGUGCUCGACCUGCGGCUGUCGACGAAAAGGUCCGUUAUCUUGCCCUUAAGGCCUUUCGAGAAGGCGUGCGUUCACAGCGAAGGCUUCCCAUCGGUUUGGUAGUUGAUAUCUCAUCCUUCACGACGGACGUCCACCAGUGCUAGAGAAAACAUGAAGCUGACGAGGUUUAGGCUGAGCGUGUAGGUCUGCCUCUCCUCAUUUGUUAUCUGGAUUGCUUCUGAGAUGGACUUAUCAUCUCUGAUGCGACCCAUUUUACCGCUACGCAGUCGUCCUCAUCUCGUCAUUAUUUUCUACGGCACUUUUAAGCCGGUGAUGUCGACAGCCUAGAUGAGAUCGACACACGUCGCGAAAACCAACUUCUCGUCUGCCAUUGUUCUGUCGUUGCUGCCUAAUGAAAAUCAUGUUGGUCACUCCGAAGUUUGUUGCCGGAAGAGGAGGUCCUCGGUCAAGGCCUAAGAUCAAGCGGCCGAAGAUCUUGUCAGGAAUGCUGUGAUAAGAGUCUCAUGUUGAUUCCUGAAGAUGUAUCGGUUUCUUUCCAGCUUCUGGGAGUCCACGAUAAUGUCGUCCUUAGGGUUUUUUGUCGGCAUAUUUCGUGAAAAUAACGAAGCGCGUUUGUCCCAAAGUUGUGGACCAUCGUAUUAGUAGACCUUGAACUGGGAUUAGGUUGGACUUCGAGGUUUUUCCACUAUAAGCCUGUUGCACGACUCCGAUCUCCUGCAGAGCGGACGGGCGACCAGCUCCAACAUUGAAUUAAGUGAAAAACCAGUCUUUGUGACUUUCGCAAAGACUGCGCAUGGAUGGCUGAGAACGCGAUUUUUCGGACACUAAAGGUUAUUCCAUCUGAGCUGAACAGCGGCAUAGUUCCUGUGAAUUGAGGGCCUCCCAGUGCUUUAAUGGCCCUGAUUCGGUUCUCCACUUUACAACAAUCAGUUGAACUUCCCUGUUCGUUUAUCGCUUCUCCCGCAUCGUCAUUUGCAGUUCAUGCUGUUUGCGCAGGACCUUUUGGAGCUUGUUUUUACUGAGAUUCUUCGUCUCCGUCAAACCCGUCCGGGGAGGGGGGGAGAUCCGAGGAGUUUCGCGAUGCCGACACUUGAUCUUGCUGUUGGUCGCCUCAGAGAGUGCCACCGCCCUGAUGGAUUCCUCUUUUUUUCUCUUUGUGGGUGACUACAGGGCUGUUGUUCUAAGGCCGUAAGGUACCCGUCCUUUGUUAGCUAGUCCCAGAUAUCGGGACUUCUUUUGGCAGUCCUACAAGUGGUCAUGACUUUUACACAGACAUGAUCCCAUGAGUGUUUUUGUUUUGCAAGAAGAGGCUUUGGUGGGGUUUUCAUUUCUGACGCAAACAUCCUUGACGUCUUGUGGGGGCUGUUAAGCUAAAAUGCAUAUGCUGAUCGGGUUAUACUGAUUUAAAUUAAAGUUAUUUGCUUGUUUUGACAGAGUUUGUGAACAUUGUGCGUGACCAACUACACCAGCUGGUGCAAGCCUACGCAAGCUCUGGUGCGUCAAGCCUACGUGAGUGGUCUUCGGCCUUGCUGAAGGGUCUCUAG
Molecule: messenger RNA, 6348 nt
Organism: Spirometra erinaceieuropaei
Lineage: Eukaryota; Metazoa; Platyhelminthes; Cestoda; Diphyllobothriidea; Diphyllobothriidae
Source: the annotation of a GenBank genome assembly